GGUGGCGGCGCGGGAUGAGCAAGACAUGGAGACAACCAAAGGAGAAAGGAAUAAAUGAAAGAUAUGCUUCGCAUUUGUGGAAACUACUUCCUCUUUAGGAAAUACAUUUCAAACUCCCAUUAUUUUCUACAUCAAUUAAAUAAAAACCCACAAAUUCUCCUUUUAUUUUCAUUUUCUUUUCUUUAAUAUUUUUAAUUUUUUGUGGCUGUCUUCUUCAUUGUUAUCACUUUCAUCAACCCACCCACCACCUCCGCAGCCUUCGCUUUCUCCUACCUCCUCUCUCUUUCUCCCUUCCCUUUGCUUUUACUGCUGCUCUCUUCUCGCAUCGCUAACACAAAACGUUAAUCAAUUUUAGGAAAAUGAUAUACAUAGCGCUAACAUAACAAUCUAACACAAUAUUACUACCUUGUAUUUGUGUGUACCUCUCAUUAUCUCCCAAAUCUUGCAAUUAGAUUCGGUGUAGACAAAAUCUAGGCCCCCUUUGUCCCCUCCUACUUUUAUUCCUCUCUCUCUUAGUCUUACACCCUUUCAAUCCUAAACUUACCUCAAAGGGCUCAAACUAUGACAAUCCUUGUAAUAACUAAUAAGCUAUCGCAGUUAUUCUGAAACGGUGGGAGUAUAACAUCGCAGUUAUUCUGAAACGGAGGGAGUAUAACAUCUCGUUGACCCGUGUCAACUUUGUCCUCCUUUUCCUCUUUUGAAGUUUGUUCCAAAUUCUUAGAUCCGUCACUACUCAUUUGGUAUUAGUGGUGAUUAUAAACUAAAGUCAACACUUAUUUUAGAAUUUUUCCGAUUAUAGAAACCUUUGAUUAUUUCUUAUUACUCAGUUUUUUUUAUUUUUAUUUUUAUUUUUCAAUCAUCUAAAAAUAGUAAAGAAAUCUUUGCAACAAUAUAUACUUUCCUCUUUUAGCUUUUGGUGUUAUGGAUUCUUAUAUAGAACCCCAAUUCCUUAGUCAUAAUCAUCAUCAUCAACAACAGCAGAAUAAUUCCGGGUUAUUGCGAUUUCGCUCUGCUCCAAGUUCUUUAUUCAAUGAAUUAACCCAAAAUUCCAGUGAUUCUGAGAAGUUCAAUGGCAGAAUUACAGAUGAUUUUUUUGAAUCAUAUGAAAGAAAGCCUCAGAAUCUAAUGGUAGGCAGCGGCGGCGGUGGCGGUGGCGAACAGAGUAGUCAGUUACCUCCUCAAUAUCCGAAGAUAAAUACCUCAAGUUCAAUGGAUCGAUCAACAAUCAAUCUCUUGACGACGAGACAGGGUAAUUGUGGUUUGAAUCUUAAUCGCCAGAGUAGCUCCCCUGCUGGAUUCUUCAAUCAUCUUAAUAACACCCAAAAUGGGUACACAAUUAUGAGGGGUAUCGGGAACUUCAGAGUAGGGAACGGUACUAGUGGUGAAUCUAGUCCUCGUGCAAGUAGGCUGAAUAUGAGCCUUAUGCCACGAAUUCCUGAGCUAGGAAAUGAAAUUGUAAAGGAAACAAGUGCAGAUGAAGGGAAGUUCAGAAACCACGAAAGUGAUGCAGGGUUUGACAGUACUAGUCCUACAGGAUACCCUUUCGUUCCUUGGAAUGAUUCUACUUCAGAUGCAUCUCUUCAUCUUUCUGAGAAUGGUGGUAUCACAAGCCGAUCUGCUGGAUUGACACAUCAUUUGAGCUUGCCAAAGACUUCAGCUGAGAUGGCUGCUGUCGAGAAGUUGCUACAUUUCCAGGACGUGGUUCCUUGUAAGGUCAGAGCGAAAAGAGGUUGUGCAACACACCCUAGAAGUAUCGCUGAAAGGAUGAGAAGAAACAGGAUCAGUGAACGAAUGAGGAAAUUACAAGACCUCGUUCCAAACAUGGACAAGCAAACCAAUACAUCGGACAUGCUGGAUUUAGCUGUUGAUUAUAUCAAAAAUCUUCAAAAUCAGUAUAAGGUUUUAAGUGACAGUCGAGCCAAGUGCAAGUGUGUUAUCUAAAUCAGCAAUUCUCAACAGCAUAGCAUAGUAAUAAUUAAUCUUAUUCCCUUGCAAAUCGAUGCACUUAGAUGGAUGAUCAAGAGGAAGCAGUAGCAGCAUGGUAGCAUAUAUACAUAUACUCAGUAAUAUGUAGGGUAUUUUCAACUGUACUUCAGGUUCCUUUCUGCUCUCGUCCAAAGGAUGUGGAGGAUCUUUGAUACCUUGUUAGCAGUGUAGAUUUUGUUGAAUUGUUAUUGCUAAAUUUCCAUGUAUGUGGAAGAAAAAAAUAAGGAUCAUAAGUAUGCAAUUAAUCUGUAUAGAAUCUAGCAAUUUCCUUACUAGGGAUUUACGUAUCUCAAUAAUAGGAUAAUUUAUUAUUAUAAAUUUUCCAAUUUUGAUAUCUUUGAGGCA
Chenopodium quinoa (quinoa) is the source of this 2331-nucleotide messenger RNA. Its product is annotated as transcription factor bHLH130-like. The record is from RefSeq and is a predicted model, not a curated record. The transcript has 6 exons. NCBI's taxonomy places the organism in Eukaryota, Viridiplantae, Streptophyta, Magnoliopsida, Caryophyllales, Amaranthaceae. Gene Ontology annotation, biological process: regulation of transcription by RNA polymerase II. Gene Ontology annotation, cellular component: nucleus. Bases 922 to 1941 code for a protein of 339 amino acids. Gene Ontology annotation, molecular function: protein dimerization activity; DNA-binding transcription factor activity, RNA polymerase II-specific; RNA polymerase II cis-regulatory region sequence-specific DNA binding.